Sitophilus oryzae (rice weevil) is the source of this 1589-nucleotide messenger RNA. RefSeq lists its product as uncharacterized. Lineage: Eukaryota; Metazoa; Arthropoda; Insecta; Coleoptera; Curculionidae. Bases 266 to 1336 code for a protein of 356 amino acids. The transcript has 3 exons. Gene Ontology annotation, cellular component: nucleus. The record is from RefSeq and is a predicted model, not a curated record. Gene Ontology annotation, molecular function: DNA binding.
AAAAUAACGCUUCAAACAGUUUUUGCGUAUUAUCUCGAAACACGUUUUUGGGAUUAGACGGGUUUUGCAACUUAACGCCUCAAUGAGUAAAUACAAAUAUAGAUAAAAUAUGCUCGAGUUAGACGAAAAACUGGUGAAGCUGGCAACGCCGUGGCCACCCUCUUAACAGGCCACUCCUCUCUUCAACGGCCGCCGCACGUCGAGCCAGUCGCAGUCAAUAGCGAGACCUGUUCGCUUCCUUUGCGCUAGCGUUUUAAUCAGGCAAAUGUCGAACAACGCCGAAAAUUCCACAGGAACUGCGCCACGUCCAAAGCGGACACUUGGUAAAAAAAGGACUUUUCUAACGCUGAAGCAAAAAGUCGAAAUGUUGGAGUUGCACGCCAGCAGCGCAAAAACGAGUGCCCGAGAAUUGGCCAAGCGUUUCGGUGUGGGCAAGACGCAGGCGGCGGACAUACUCAAAAAGAGACAGGAGAUACUGAACAAAUGGUACUCGACGAACCCCAACGUUAACGAAAAGAGGAGCUUCUUACAUCCGAAGGGAAUUCAAAUAGAUAAUUUAUGUUACGAAUGGUUCCUAAAUGAAAAUAGCAACGGAACAUACAUUACAGGACCGUCGAUUCAACAAAAAGCCAAAGAGAUUGCUGCCAGUUUAGAUUAUCAUGAUUUUUAUGCCUCCUCGGGUUGGUUGGAAAAAUUUCGCAAUCGGCACAAUAUUACUUUCAGAGGAAAUUCUGCAGAACAUUCAAUUGCCAAAACCGGCCAUCAAAGAAACAUUUUACCAACCGUAGUUGGUAAUAAUGAAGGAACAUUAAAAAAUUCUUUAGACCUGAAGGAAUCCAGAAUUGAUAAGUUGUGUUACGAAUGGUUUGAACUUCAGACUAGUAAAGGUCUUAUUAUUACAGACUCCUUGAUGCAAAAAAAAGUUGAAGAAAUCGCUGCCAUUUUAGAUUGCGAUGAUUUUAGUAAUAUUCGUACUUGGAUUGACAGCUUUUGUGUUCGUCAUAAUAUAACAUACAGUUUUGGUCAUUUGUGCAAAGGAGAAAUUGAUCGACAUUCGAAAUUAAAUGAAGAACCCAUGGUUUACACUAAAAUUAAAGAAGAAAUUAUUUGUCAAUCGGAAUUGGAAAAGUCCGAAGUUAAUAUUAAAGUAAAAGAAGAACAUGAACCUUCCACGGACAUAGAAAUUAACAGUUAUGAUCGUGCUAUCGAAAUGGUAAAGGUUCUCCAAGAUUUUGUUAGCACUCGACAAGACGAUUAUGCAUUAAACUUGCUGAUUGAUUUAGACAUACAUUUUCAUAAUAUCGUUCUAACCAGUGAAACAUCUGGACAAGAAUAGAUUUGUGUAGUAUCUUGUAUAACAAAAUGAAACAAUAUAAUCUAUUUAAAAAACAACGAAUACUUUUAUCUCUAUUUUCUUAACAUAUUCCUACAAAUUUUGAUUCAUUGCGUCACAACUUAUAUUCCACCGAGCACUAUUCUAAGAACUUCCGAAAUAUUUGGAUUGUACGUUACUUUUUUAAAAUAAUUUCCAGCAAAAACAACUUUCCACAACUGCACACGGUCGUAGAUCGACUGAAACAAACUUUUAU